This is a messenger RNA of Periophthalmus magnuspinnatus, 1951 nucleotides long. RefSeq names its product makorin, ring finger protein, 2 (gene mkrn2). The record is from RefSeq and is a predicted model, not a curated record. Gene Ontology annotation, biological process: protein polyubiquitination. Bases 105 to 1298 code for a protein of 397 amino acids. Gene Ontology annotation, molecular function: ubiquitin protein ligase activity; metal ion binding. The transcript has 10 exons. NCBI's taxonomy places the organism in Eukaryota, Metazoa, Chordata, Actinopteri, Gobiiformes, Gobiidae.
CCGGACACAUUUGGCAGACGCUCCGGGCUGUGACGCGCUGCUUGGGUUUAAACGGUCACUUUUUUUUUUUCAGAUUUUCACCUGAAACUUGACUGAGGCCGAAGAUGGGCACUAAACACGUGACCUGUAGAUACUUUCUUCACGGCGUAUGCAGGGAGGGAAAUAAUUGUCACUUCUCUCAUGAUGUACAGAACAGCACCCCCUCUCUGGUGUGCCGCUAUUACCAGCGGGGGGUGUGUGCAUAUGGAGACCGCUGCAGGUAUGACCACGUCAAAGCCACGCCCAGAGGGGGAGGAGCCAGCGCCCCGAAUCCCACUGGGGGCGGGCCCUCAGCUCUGAGGAACCCCCCAGCCCUCAGCUCAAUGGCGCCCCCUGCAGUGUUCUAUCCCCCACAGUCGUAUGUGGAGGCCACCAGGAGUGGACUGCAUGGCUCAGUGGCUCCAGACUCCACCCAGUUGUGCCCCUAUUUGUUGAUGGGGGAGUGUCCUUAUGGCGACCAGUGUGUUUAUCUCCACGGGGACCGCUGUGAGGUGUGUGGCCUCCAUCUGCUUCACCCGACGGAUGCCGCUCAGCGACGAGAGCACGAGAAGUUGUGUCUUUCAGAGUUUGAGGCCGACAUGGAGAACGCCUUCGCUGCUCAGAUGAGUCAAGACAAGGUGUGCUCCAUCUGUAUGGAGGUGGUGGUGCAGAAGCUCGGCCAAUCAGAGCGCAGAUUCGGGAUUCUGUCAUCAUGUGACCACUGCUUCUGUCUCGCCUGCAUCAGGAAAUGGAGACAUGCCCCCUUCUCCAACGACGUCAUCAAGGCGUGUCCGGAGUGCAGGGUACCGUCGGAGCUUGUGGUGCCAUCCGUUCACUGGGUGCAGGACCCGGCACAGAAGGACCAGCUGGUGGCGCUGUUCAAGAACGCAGUGGGUAAGAAGCCGUGUAAGUUCUUCCUGGAGGGACGAGGGACAUGUCCUUUUGGAGACCGCUGUUUGUAUCUGCACCAGGAUCCUUUUGGACGAAAACCAGGACCAGAGAGAGUCCGGAAACAGCUGGGACCCGAGGGGACCGUCAGGUUCAUGAAUAAUGUGCGUCUUUGGGAUUUCAUCGAGGAGAGAGAGACUCGCACGGCACCACCCACCGAUGACAUCACCCCUCAGCCUAAUGACAUCACCCCCACACACAAUGACAUCAUAGACCCACACGAUGACAUCAUCCCUCCACACCAUGACAUCACUGCCCCACGUCAUGACAUAACGGCGACAGAGGAGGAGCUGAGCCGGAGUCUGCAGCAGCUGUCCACCGCAGACACAUAAUAAAACCUGUGGAAUGUUAUAUAGGGGUCAGGGGUCAUAUUUUCAAACUGUGUUUUGAAGGGACAUCCCUGUUUUAAGAUUAUCUGCUAUGUUCAUGUCGUUCAUAGGACUCGAGAUUCCGAGAUGAGAUGUUGGGUUCCGACUUGUUUGCGUUAUGUGCUUUUAUCUCGGAAAGUCUGGAUUUUAAUGUGAUGAAUAAUAAAAUAAUUGAGUUUGCUCAUUAACAGCGUUAACAGAGCUACCAGUAAGAUUUGUAGUUGUUAUCCUCUCAAAACCUAAACGUUAACAUGUUCAUUUUACUUGAGCCAACUUUACUACUUGAGCUAACAUUACAUCUGUAUUAAACGGUUGUAGUGUCGGGUCAUUUGGGCAAUUGGAAGUUAACCCCUAAAUGCAAUAACGUUUAGUGAAAGAGCUCAAAUAUUUAAGAUAAACUGAAAAAUCUGAUUUUGGUGAAGUCAGGUAGAAGGUUUUGAGCUCCAGAGGACCAGAUGAACGAAGCAUUAUUUACAGACUGUGUUUAUAGAAGGGUCAGGGGUCAUAUUUACAGCCUGAUAAUCAUGUGACCAGGAAACAUACAUUUGUCUGUCUUUAUGAAACUAAUAAAAUGUACAAACCGUUUGACUAACAGUGUUUAGUGUGACUGAUGGAAC